CGGACUACUUCAGUUGACAUUUCUAUUUAUUCUACACACACAACGAAAACACUUCCUCUACAGCGCUCUUCCCGUCGUCCCAACCUGCACAGGGUAUACCAAAUAACAUCGCCCUGAACCAGCACCAAUGUCCCAUUCAACCUGCACCGCCUCCAGCCCGUCCCCGCUAAGCCGCCUCGCCGACCAAAUCCUCCUCGGAGCCUCAUCUCCCUCCUCCACCAAAGGCCGCCGGCACCCCACCCGGCCCUCAAUCCCCCACCGGCCGGGCUUAGCAUCCCCCACGUCGACAUUCUCGCAGAACUGGGACGGGGAAUUCGCGCAAUUCGCUGCCGGGCCGUCUCGGGACACAGCGCCGGCGUGCAUCACAGACGAGGGGUCGUGCAGAGCCCGGGAUAGGGUCCACCAACCCAUCCUGCGUCUCCCCACGCUGUCAAGCUACGUGUUGGGUGGUGCGGGGGAUUCGGACGAGGAGGGGGGGGAGGAGUAUUCGGCCGCGUGGUCGAAUGAGGCUCUGAGUGCCGCCUACCUCCGGUCCAGCCCGCCUGGGCAUUGCGAGCAGGAACAGAAACAAACGAGACGUGCGCGGACGGCGGGGACGACGUGGGCGGCUGAGGCGGCGUUUUGGGAGGCGAGGGGCGGGAAGGGGGGGUGGAAUUGGAGGGGGUUGUUUUGCGGGGGCGGGGACAUGGGACGGGGGAAGGGGAGGGAGGGGGAGGCGGAGAAGGGGAGGGAGAGGUUGGAGAAAAGGAUCUGA
Molecule: messenger RNA, 754 nt
Organism: Fimicolochytrium jonesii
Lineage: Eukaryota; Fungi; Chytridiomycota; Chytridiomycetes; Spizellomycetales; Powellomycetaceae
Exons: 1
Coding region: 128-754 (208 amino acids)
Source: RefSeq, a predicted model, not a curated record